Messenger RNA from Pistacia vera, 1142 nucleotides. Its product is annotated as putative vesicle-associated membrane protein 726. Gene Ontology annotation, biological process: vesicle-mediated transport. The transcript is spliced from 5 exons. Gene Ontology annotation, cellular component: membrane. Bases 219 to 878 code for a protein of 219 amino acids. NCBI's taxonomy places the organism in Eukaryota, Viridiplantae, Streptophyta, Magnoliopsida, Sapindales, Anacardiaceae. The record is from RefSeq and is a predicted model, not a curated record.
CUGCUCCCAAACGCUACAAAGCAUUUAGCUUCUCCCCUAAGCGAGAACUCUCUCAACUGACAACAAUAAAAUCGUUCGUUUGAUAAAUCUGCUGCAACAACUACAACAACAACAAAGCCUCCAAACAUUUUUUUUCUCUCUCUUAAUAAACAUAUUUCUCUUUGCUAGGGUUAGUUGUUGUUGUUGUAGUAGUUGUAGACUCGUUUUAGUGAUCAGAAAUGGGGCAACAGUCGUUGAUCUACAGCUUCGUGGCUCGUGGAACCGUCAUACUAGCCGAGUACACCGAGUUCACCGGAAACUUUACGAGCAUAGCAGCACAGUGUCUCCAGAAACUUCCUGCUAGUAACAACAAGUUCACUUACAACUGCGAUGGCCAUACUUUUAACUACCUCGUCGAUGACGGCUUCACAUACUGUGUGGUUGCUGUUGAAUCUGUUGGCCGACAGCUUCCAAUUGCCUUCCUUGAGCGAGUAAAAGAGGAUUUUACCAAGAAAUAUGGUGGAGGAAAAGCUGCGAUGGCAGUUGCUAACAGCUUGAACAGGGAGUUUGGGCCCAAAUUGAAGGAGCAGAUGCAAUAUUGUGUUGAUCAUCCGGAGGAGAUCAGCAAGCUGUCUAAAGUGAAGGCUCAGGUUUCAGAAGUGAAAGGUGUUAUGAUGGAAAACAUUGAGAAGGUUCUUGACCGUGGAGAGAAAAUUGAGCUUCUGGUGGAUAAGACAGAGAAUCUUCGCUCACAGGCACAGGAUUUCAGGCAGCAGGGAACGAAGAUGAGAAGGAAGAUGUGGUUGCAAAACAUGAAGAUAAAACUGAUAGUUCUGGGAAUCAUAAUUGCCUUGAUUCUCAUCAUAGUAUUGUCCAUUUGUGGUGGCUUCAAAUGUUGAUGUUUACCUUGCUCUCCACAAGGAUUGGUUUUUGCUUGUCGAAAAGUUUUCACUAUGCCAGUUUUCCUACAGAUUUUGUAGUCUCUUUCCUGCUAUAGCUUUAUAUCAGGAGACGGUGCUUGUAUAGUUUGUAUUUUUGAAUUCAUUUGUUACGAGGUCUUCCGUGUGUGGAAAUUUGUCAUUCCUUUUGAUUUGAAACAUCAUCUGUUGAAAAUAACUGACUGAUUACAGAGAUUAUAUUUCACCUUCGUGCAGUUACUGCAA